AUCAGCUCGCUACAAGAAGUGAAGAUGGCGACUGCCUACGAGAGGUUCAAUUUGCACACUACCCCAGAGAAGUUCUACAUUGAGGCCUGUGAUGACGGGGCCGAUGCAGUCCUGGCCAUCGACAGGGUGUCCAAUGAGAUGACCCUGACUGGGAAGAAGGAUGUUCCUCCGUCAGCUAACACCAGGCCCAUCUGUGGCAUCAUGGGGACCAUCCGCCUGGUGGCAGGGAUGUACCUGAUCGUCAUUACCAAGAAGAGGAAUGUGGGCAGCCUCCUGGGUCACGCUGUGUGGAAGGCUGUGGAUUUUGAUGUCAUCUCUUACAAAAAGACGGUGCUUCACCUCACUGAGAACCAGACGCAUGACAACAAGACAUUCCUGUCCAUGAUUAACAACGUGCUGACUACAGAUGGAUUCUACUUCUGCACUGACUAUGACCUGACCCACACCCUCCAGAGACUGGCCAACGUCAGCCACGACUUCCAGGAGAUGAGCCUGCUGGAGAGGGCAGAUCAGAGGUUUGUGUGGAAUGGAAGCCUCCUGAGAGAGUUCCUUGCACAGCCAGAGCUUCACAAGUUUGCGAUCCCUGUUGUCCAUGGAUUCGUUGUGAUGAAGCCGUGCCGUGUCAACGGGAAGAUCUUUGAAUGGAUCCUCAUAUCCAGAAGGAGCUGCUUCAGGGCUGGGGUCAGGUACUACGUCAGAGGUAUCGAUUCUGAGGGCCACGCUGCUAACUUUGUGGAGACGGAGCAAAUAGUCCUGUACAAUGGAGGGAGGGCUUCAUUCGUACAGACACGAGGCUCCAUGCCCUUCUUCUGGUCUCAGAGGCCCAACCUGAAAUACAAGCCCAAACCACUGAUCAGCAACAACACCAAUCACAUGGAUGGCUUCCAGAGGCAUUUUGACUCCCAGGUCCUCAUCUAUGGAAAGCAGACCAUUCUGAACUUGGUCAAUCAGAAGGGUUCAGAGAAGCCCCUGGAACAAGCCUUUGCCAAGAUGGCGUCUGGCUUGGAGAACGGCAUGAUCAAGUACGUAGCAUUUGACUUCCACAAGGAGUGCAGCCGGAUGAGAUGGGAUCGUCUGAAUAUCCUGGUGGACAAUGUAGCUGAGACACAAGAUGAAUACAGCUACUUCAUGGUUGACACGGAGGGGAAGGUGUUGUCCCAGCAGAAGGGGACGUUCCGCAGUAACUGCAUGGACUGUCUGGACCGCACCAACGUCAUCCAGAGCAUGCUGGCCCGCCGCUCCAUACAGUCCCAGCUACAGCGGAUGGGUGUCCUGCAUGUGGCCCAGCGGAUUGAGGAGCAGGCUGAUUUCGAGAAGAUCUACAAGAAUGCUUGGGCUGAUAAUGCCAACGCAUGCGCCAAACAGUACGCUGGUACAGGAGCCCUGAAGACUGACUUCACAAGGACAGGGAAGAGGACCCAGAUGGGCCUGGUGAUGGACGGAGUCAACUCUGCCAUUCGCUACUACAAGAACAACUUCUCUGACGGCUUCAGACAAGAUUCCAUUGAUUUGUUCCUUGGAAACUACGCUGUUGAUGAAACAGACGGACCCACUCCACUCCGCAUCCAGAAGGACUGGAAGUUCCUCACGCUGCCCAUCAUCAUGGUGGUGGCGUUCUCUAUGUGUAUCAUCUGCCUCCUCAUGGCUGGUGACACGUGGACUGAGACCCUGGCGUACGUGUUGUUCUGGGGCACUGCUGCUGCAGUCACCGCUGCCGUCAUCGUCUUCAACGGCCGUGACUUUGUGGACGCCCCCAAACUGGUGCAGAAAGAGAAGAUGGACUGAAUGUGUGUUUGUGGAAAGCAGCUCGGCCCAGCGGACUCCUAUACCUCUUCAUCUUCAUCCAACUCUUCUUCCUCCCGGCUGCUUGAGGCUCGGACACUGUACUGACCUGCUGCUCUCCACACUGUCCUCCUAGGCUGCAUCCCAAAUGGCACCCUAUUCCCUAUAUACUGCACUGGAAUAAGGUGCCAUUUGGGACAGCGCCAUAGAGUUUCCAUUGGGGUUUCUACUCUAACCCACUGAAGCCGCUCUGAACUCUACAGUCUCCUAUCAGACUCUGGCCUCCUUCACUUCCUUCCUAUCCCACAUUCCUUAGAUCAUGAUGUAUACUGACCUUUUUAUUAUGUUUAAUUUCUCUGUGUUGGACAAGGUUGGUGUACGUUCGGUCAACCUUGGUGAUGGUUUAACCAACUGAAGGCAUAUGGUAAUAGUUAGUUAUUACAGAGGUCUCAGAAAACUUUUUGAUGGCACUUUAGUGAAUUGCAGCAGAAUUCUUCAUUUUCCAUGAAAGCAACUUAAAAACAAGACAAUGUUCAAUAUUCUUGUUAUACAUUAAUUAAUGGUUUCUUUGGUUUUAACGUUUCUGUUUACUGUAAUUAUAAUGCAGUGAUGUCUUUUAAACAAUAGAAAUCUACAGAGAAACGUUUGGCACUUUCACAUGCACUAGAAUGACUGGGGUACAUCGUUUAGAAAGAUAACAUGUUUUAGUUGUUCUCUUGAAUGUAAGCCUUACUAAAUAAGCCUUACUAAACGACUAAUUUAAAGAACAUCUAAACUAGCUAGUUCUCCUAGAGAAGAAUGACAUGGGGGUCGGGGGGACAAUGUAUUCCUAUUAUGAACUUAAAUCAUGCAGUAGUAUUUAUUAUGAUUUCUAUUUUUAAGUAAGGGCUUCUUGCUUGUCUUACCAUCUUGUUUUGGCACUUUGGGUGAACAUGAAAUAAGUUGCACAUAGUAUGUGAUCUGAGCGGUGUGAGAUGUUGUUAAUUCAUUUAAGCAAUAAGGCCCGAGGGGGUGUGGUAUAUGGCCAAUAUACCACGGCUAAGGGCUGUUCUUAGGCACGACG
Molecule: messenger RNA, 2845 nt
Organism: Coregonus clupeaformis (lake whitefish)
Lineage: Eukaryota; Metazoa; Chordata; Actinopteri; Salmoniformes; Salmonidae
Product: phosphatidylinositol-3-phosphatase SAC1-A
Exons: 20
Coding region: 25-1785 (586 amino acids)
Biological process (GO): phosphatidylinositol dephosphorylation
Cellular component (GO): endoplasmic reticulum
Molecular function (GO): phosphatidylinositol-4-phosphate phosphatase activity
Source: RefSeq, a predicted model, not a curated record